CAGAUUUUCAGUUCCACAUUUCCUUUGGCUGGCUAGUUUACAGCCAGCUGUAAGGUCAUGCACAAAGAAAAUAUUAAAGUGAGUUGCAAUGCAAUGACUAAGGAAUUACAUUGAAGUUAAGAAAUGCUUAAGUUUGGGUGCAAGAAAUUGGCUUUACAAUUUUAGUUGCUCAGUCACAACAAUGUUUGGCAUCCGAAAGAACACCAGUAAAGUGAAAAAUGUGGACAGUUAUAAAAACAAAGUUUGGUUAUGAAAGUUAAUACUCAUCUAUGAUCCACGUAUCAAGACAAGUGCGAAAAAGAUUCGUAGCAGCUAAGAGGAUUGUUGUGACAACUUCAGGACUAGUCACAACAACACAAGAGAAGAAACUAACCUUGCAUAGAGGAAUAAGGUGCCUUCGACAUCAGUUUUUUCCUGUAGUACAAAGGUAAGAAUAUCAUGAUGGAGAGUCAAAAUGGGUUGGCUACGUCUCCGGAGACCGCGGUUGUGUCUGCAACUCCCGCCGCGGCUUUAGGCAUUGCCGCCACAGUGACAGCAUCACCAGCUACUGGCGGGCCGGCGAAAAGUCUGGCAGAAGCCGAGGCUGCCGCCGCCGCUGCCGCUGCUGCUGCCAAGAGAAAGGCCAUGAGUCGGAGAGGCAAACCGCCUCCGGAACGACCGCCAAGAGCCCUCCUCUGCCUCUCUCUCACCAAUCCGGUGCGCAAGCUCUGCAUCAGCGUCGUCGAGUGGAAACCGUUCGAGUAUCUGAUCCUGUUGACCAUCUUCGCCAAUUGCGUGGCCUUGGCCGUCUACACGCCGUACCCCAACGGGGACUCUAACAUUACCAAUGCCUAUUUGGAAAAAGUGGAAUAUGUCUUUCUGGUUAUUUUCACCAUCGAAUGCGUCAUGAAAAUCAUCGCCUAUGGGUUCGUGGCUCACAGCGGCGCCUACCUACGCAAUACGUGGAACUUGCUUGAUUUCACCAUUGUCGUCAUCGGCGCCGUCAGCACAGCCCUGUCGACCAUGAUGAAAGACGGCUUCGAUGUCAAGGCUUUGCGGGCAUUUCGCGUCCUGCGGCCCUUACGACUCGUCUCCGGCGUCCCUAGUUUGCAAGUGGUGUUGAAUUCCAUAUUGAAAGCGAUGGUGCCACUUCUUCACAUUGCUCUGCUGGUCAUAUUCGUAAUCAUCAUUUACGCCAUCAUCGGUCUGGAAUUAUUUUCGGGGAAACUGCACACAACUUGCUACGAUCCCGAAACUGGCGACAUGAUGAAAGACCCUCAUCCGUGCUCCAAUUCGAGCGGCGUAGGAUUCGACUGCGCAAACAUCGGGAUGGUCUGUUUGCCCGACUGGGAGGGACCCAACGAUGGCAUCACUAAUUUCGACAACUUUGGCCUGGCCAUGCUGACCGUGUUCCAGUGCGUCACGCUCGAGGGUUGGACCGACGUACUGUAUCAAAUCGAGGACGCCAUGGGUAAUUCCUGGCAAUGGAUCUACUUCAUCUCGAUGGUCAUCAUCGGCGCCUUUUUUGUGAUGAAUCUUAUUCUCGGUGUCCUCAGCGGAGAGUUUUCAAAAGAAAGGAAAGCCAAAGCGCGAGGCGACUUUCACAAGUUGCGCGAGAAACAGCAAAUCGAGGAGGAUUUGCGAGGUUAUCUGGAUUGGAUCACCCAAGCGGAAGAUAUUGAGCCGGAAGGCGAGGACCGACAUCAUGACGACCCCAAGCAUGCUAAAAACAAACGAGAGCAGGAUAAUAGUGUCGACAAGACGGAGGAGAGCAGCAACGCUGAUACUUCGCAGGAUUCGUGGUGGACGCAGAAAAAGCGGAACUGGGAACGGAGAAACCGUCGUAUGCGCCGAGCUUGCCGCAAAGCUGUCAAAUCUCAGGCUUUUUACUGGCUGAUCAUCAUUCUCGUGUUUUUGAACACUGGCGUACUGGCUACCGAGCACUAUAAACAACCAGAAUGGCUGGAUUUCUUCCAAGAUGUGACCAAUAUCUUUUUCGUCGUCCUAUUUAGCAUGGAAAUGUUAUUGAAGAUGUACAGCUUGGGAUUUCAAGGUUAUUUCGUGUCGCUCUUUAAUCGCUUCGACUGUUUCGUCGUCAUCAGUAGUAUCGUCGAAGUCGUUUUAACUAAAACGGACGUCAUGCCCCCUUUGGGUGUAUCCGUGUUGCGUUGCGUCCGUCUCCUGCGAGUCUUCAAAGUCACAAAGUACUGGCGCUCUCUUUCCAACUUGGUGGCGUCGCUGCUCAACUCGAUCCAAUCAAUCGCGUCGCUCUUGUUGCUCCUCUUUCUCUUCAUGGUCAUCUUCGCCCUGCUGGGCAUGCAAGUCUUUGGCGGCAAAUUCAACUUUGAGAAUCAAGAGUUGCCCAGAAGCAAUUUCGAUUCCUUCUGGCAGAGUUUACUAACCGUCUUUCAGAUAUUGACGGGUGAAGAUUGGAAUGCUGUCAUGUACGACGGUAUUAAAGCCUAUGGCGGCGUGGCAUCGUUGGGCAUUCUGGCCUGUAUCUACUUUAUUAUCCUCUUCAUCUGCGGCAACUAUAUUCUUUUGAACGUCUUUUUGGCCAUCGCUGUGGACAACUUGGCUGACGCCGAAUCGUUGACUGCCAUCGAAAAGGAGGAAGCGGACCAAGCUGGAGCACAAGCGGAAGCUGAAGCUGACUUAGAUAAAUCGGCUACCAGCGAUUCGGCCACGAAAGACGGUGACGAUCGAAGUCAAGAAGAGUUGGACGAGGAAGAUGAGGACAACAUUGACGAUAACGGCAAAGAAGGUGACGACGAUGAUAACGCCCAAGCGGAUGGUAACCAUGACGACAUAUCGGAUCGGAAGCGAUCUUCAAAAAAGAAAAAGUCAGACGGGGGUUCAACCAGAAUUGAAAUCGAACAAGAUUACGACGACGAGGGUACCGAGGACGCCAGCAAAGACGAAGAGGAGCCAAGAACGAGCGAUGGAGACGGACGCGAUGGAACCGAUGAGCAAAUGGUGAAUGCUAACGUGAAAAUAACGGCCCGACCUCAUCGGCGGCCAUCGCCGGGGCUUGAUGAAACGCCCACAUUGAUCAAGCCCAUCCCGAGAGGGUCGAGCUUCUUCGUAUUCUCCCACACCAACAGGUUCCGCGUGUUCUGCCACUGGUUCUGCAACCACAACUACUUCGGGAACAUUAUCCUUGCCUGUAUCCUCAUUUCGUCGGCUAUGUUGGCCGCGGAAGACCCGCUCAGCGCCGACACGGAUCGCAACAAGAUUUUGAAUCACUUUGACUACUUCUUUACAACUGUAUUUACCAUUGAAAUUGCCUUGAAAGUCAUCGCGUACGGUCUGGUUUUCCACAAGGGAGCUUUUUGCCGAUCGGCUUUCAAUCUUCUUGAUUUAUUGGUCGUUUGUGUCUCACUAAUCUCUUUCGGAUUCAGUUCUGGAGCUAUUUCGGUCGUCAAAAUCCUCCGAGUACUUCGUGUGCUAAGACCUUUGCGCGCCAUCAACCGAGCUAAAGGCCUUAAACAUGUCGUCCAGUGCGUCAUCGUCGCUGUGAAAACCAUCGGUAACAUCAUGCUGGUCACGUGCCUUCUCGAGUUCAUGUUCGCAGUUAUUGGUGUUCAACUCUUCAAAGGCAAGUUUUUUAAGUGCAACGACCCAUCGAAAAUGACCAGAGACGACUGCGUCGGGACCUUUAUCCAAUACGAAGACGAUGAUAUCGAACGUCCGACAGUGGUCAAUAGGACGUGGGAGAACAAUGACUUCCAUUUUGAUGACGUCGGCAAAGCCAUGCUGACAUUGUUCACUGUAUCGACCUUUGAAGGAUGGCCAGGGUAAUCGAAACUUUUUGUUGUACGUGUCUCCAUCGACUCGCACACCGAAGAUAUGGGUCCGAUGCAUAAUUACCGACCAAUGAUUGCUUGCUUCUACUUUAUCUACAUCAUUAUCAUCGCCUUCUUUAUGGUCAAUAUCUUCGUCGGUUUCGUUAUUGUCACCUUUCAAAACGAGGGAGAACAGGAAUACCGAAACUGCGAAUUGGAUAAAAAUCAGCGAAACUGUAUAGAAUUUGCAUUGAAAGCUAAACCGUUCCGUCGCUACAUCCCUAAAGCGAGGUUUCAGUAUAAAGUUUGGUGGAUGGUGACGUCGCAGCCGUUCGAGUACAUCAUCUUCACUUUAAUUAUAACUAAUACGGUUACGCUCGGUAUGAAGUUUUACGGCCAACCAGAAGUCUACACGCAAGCGCUAGACGUUCUGAAUAUGAUAUUCACGAGCGUCUUCGCCUUGGAAUUUGUGUUAAAAUUGGCUGCAUUUCGAUUCAAGAAUUAUUUUAGCGAUCCUUGGAACGUAUUUGAUUUUGUUAUUGUCCUGGGAAGUUUCAUCGACAUUGUCUACUCCCAGUUGAAUGUAAGCAAAACAAUUUCGAUUGCGUUGGCUCAGUACCGAUUUAUAUGGAAUUUAUUUCUUCAGCCUGAUUCCAAUCUCAUCUCCAUCAAUUUCUUCCGCCUUUUUCGUGUCAUGCGAUUGGUUAAACUUCUCAGCCGUGGCGAGGGCAUCCGAACUCUUCUUUGGACGUUUAUGAAAUCUUUCCAGGCUCUGCCUUACGUCGCCCUAUUGAUUGUGAUGCUCUUUUUCAUCUAUGCCGUCAUUGGCAUGCAGGUUUUCGGCAAGAUUGCCCUGGACAACGAUACAGCUAUACACCGAAACAACAAUUUUCAAACGUUUCCGCAAGCUGUCCUUGUCCUUUUCCGGUCAGCUACGGGAGAGGCCUGGCAGGAUGUUAUGCUCGGCUGUUCAUCACAGAAGGCCCCAGCUUGUGAUCCAAAGUCAGAUGAAUUUCGCAAUAAUGCAACGGAGCAUUGUGGCACUGAAUUUGCCAUCCCAUAUUUCAUUUCCUUCUACGUCUUGUGCUCCUUUUUGAUCAUCAAUUUGUUUGUGGCUGUUAUUAUGGACAAUUUCGAUUACCUAACACGUGAUUGGUCCAUCCUGGGCCCGCAUCACCUCGAUGAAUUCGUCCGUCUUUGGAGUGAGUACGAUCCGGACGCUAGAGGUCGUAUCAAGCAUUUGGAUGUGGUAACGUUGUUACGUAAAAUAUCACCGCCACUGGGUUUCGGCAAAUUAUGCCCACAUCGCGUGGCUUGCAAGAGGCUGGUCUCGAUGAAUAUGCCGCUCAAUAGCGACGGGACUGUCAUGUUCAACGCUACUCUAUUUGCAGUGGUGCGAACGUCUCUCAAGAUCUACACAGAAGGAAACAUUGACACGGCAAACGAAACACUACGCGCUGUCAUUAAGAAAAUCUGGAAAAGAACCAACAGUAAAUUGCUGGAUCAAGUCGUACCGCCACCUGGAAUCGACGACGAGGUGACGGUAGGCAAGUUCUACGCCACCUUCCUAAUUCAGGAUUACUUCCGACGCUUCAAAAAGAGGAAAGAAAUGCUCAACAAGGAUGUUACUCUUGACGGUGAAGUGGCCGGAGUUGAUACGGUAACGCUACAGGCUGGAUUGCGAACCUUGCACGAUGCUGGGCCUGAAUUGAAGAGAGCGAUCUCUGGCAAUCUUGACGAGUUGAUGGAACGUGACCCAGAGCCUAUGCACAGAAGGAAUCAUACUUUAUUUGGUAGUGUUUGGUCCAAUAUGCGACGAGGAGGCGGGCCAUCAUCAAGACAACGUCCGACAGAGUCAUCACCAUUAAAACUAUCGCCGCAAAUGUUGAUGAAAACGGCCAACGCAUCUAAUGGGCAAAGCUUACCGGUUUCCUCGUCCAGUGAUGAGCUUUCGGAAGCUGUGCCACUCCGACCACUGCGAAUGCGACAAAAUCAGACCAACAACAACGGAAGCCUGCCUAGCAAUAUGUUUCAUGGCGUCCUGUCAACGACAGCCAUGGGAUCUGCAUCGACACUUCCUCGCUGCUUUCCGAGAAAGAGUGAACGUCGAUUAACUGGCGGUCUGUGGCUGGCCCAGGCUCACGCUUACGCAAUGGCCCUGGCCGGCGUUCUACCUGGAAGCACGACAACCUUUACUCGCCGUUUGAGUUUGAAUAGUCAAACAUGCAGUCGAACACUUCCAUCUUUCAAAUUCGAAGAAUGUCGUGAACCGCCUAGAACAACGUGCAGUCUAACUUUGCAGCCUUGGCCACCAGCUCACGGGGAAGCUGUCGCUGGAUCGGCUGAGAGCUUGGUCGGCAAGGUUCUAGUUGAGCAAGGCCUUGGCAAGUUCAUUGAUGACGAUUUUAUCCGCACAACGUCACGUGAAAUGCAAGAGGCCAUGGAUAUGACAAAAGAGGAGAUGGAUCGUGCCGCUCAUCAUUUGCUAAUGUUGACGCAAGAUGAAAUUGGUACAUCCCGAUCUCCCCAAGCGCUGUCGGGUGCGGCCAUUCGACGACCGGGUGGCCAACCCUUGACUUUGGCGCUCAAUUCGGCCUUUAGUGAGGUUGACCACGUCCCGCAGUCUCGUCACAACUCCUAGCCGAGAUCUUUGGUGUAGGUAGAAAUAACCUAAAUUUUUAAAAUCCUUCACCUUUGGGUAAAUGAAAGGCUUUUGGUGAAAUUGUUUGGUAAUUUUGGAGAUUUUAUGACUUUGCCUUUUGGUGUCGACAUUCGUCGCCAUUUUGCCAAUUGUGAAUUUUUUCCAGUCAAGUUUGAAAUGUUUUUUUUUUCUCUCAGUGAAAACCAAAUCCCUGACCCUGCAACAAGUGCCUCCCCCUCAUCUUUGUACGUCGAUAAUAUUCUGUAGCUUAAUCCUUAUCAGAUCUUUUGUCUCUUAUAUCUUUUUCAAUACAUCUUCCUAUAAUAUUUACUUUAACACUAUACAUUAGUUAUUUUUCACAGUUUUGCAGACUAAUGAAUUUGGGCAACUCUGCGUGUUCUACGCCAGUCAACAGCGUUGUAUUAAAUAUCUUUGUCGUA
Daphnia carinata is the source of this 6845-nucleotide messenger RNA. It is a transcript of the gene Ca-alpha1D, whose product is annotated as muscle calcium channel subunit alpha-1-like. Lineage: Eukaryota; Metazoa; Arthropoda; Branchiopoda; Diplostraca; Daphniidae. Gene Ontology annotation, cellular component: membrane; voltage-gated calcium channel complex. The record is from RefSeq and is a predicted model, not a curated record. Gene Ontology annotation, biological process: calcium ion import across plasma membrane. Gene Ontology annotation, molecular function: high voltage-gated calcium channel activity.